This is a messenger RNA of Acaulospora morrowiae, 1092 nucleotides long. NCBI's taxonomy places the organism in Eukaryota, Fungi, Glomeromycota, Glomeromycetes, Diversisporales, Acaulosporaceae. The record is from the annotation of a GenBank genome assembly.
AUGUUACGAAUACCACGGAUAGUUCCUUGGACUUCGCCACAGGAAUAUCAGCAAGUUUACGAAUGGUUGUAUUCAGAUUCUCUAAAUUUACGUGAACUGGGUAUCAAACGGGUCAAGGCAUGGUCAAGCCGCGGAAAAGUUCCCCAAGCCAUUGUUUGCACAUCCGCGUUCGUCGAAGUGUCAUUAAGGGACGAAUUCGGAAAAAUAUCGAAUCAUGAAUUGAGACUACUAUACUCGAUGAUUUUCAUUAGGCAUGUACCGACCUUACCAUCCCAUCCCAUCCCAUCUUUGCGAAGAUUUGUUAAUGGAUUGGUGGAUCAAAUUCAAGGAAAUUAUGCCGAAUCGGUUGCUUCACUAGCGCUAAAACUCGACCUACCUUUGUGGUUCGUUGAAUUACGUCAUGCUGGGACUCAUGAACACCUUCCUAGCUUGCAAGUUUUGCGGAAUGGAUGUCAACAAGCUCUAGAAUGGCUAAAUCGUGAUUACUGGACAACUCAGAAGCCAUUUGAUUCAACCCAGUUGAAUGAGAUUCGUUCUCUAAUUUCCAAAUACAAAGAAAUUUGGAAGAAAUAUCUAAAAGCCAUAUUCUUUUCAGUUUCCAACCCGAGUGAAAAGGCUUCAGCGUACAAAGUCGUGGAAAAACUUCUAAACCUGAUUAGUGCAGAAUAUAUAAAAGAUUUACUGGUGCCCAUUCUAUUGGAGAAUGGAUUUCUAGUUCCGAAAGGUAAAAGGAAGCGCGCUUCGGUAGUCAAUGCAACACUGUCAGAUGACUUGAUAGAUGUAUGGUUCCCAAUGUUAGAAAGAUUCGAUAGCGAAUGGUCUAUUUUUGGUGAUGAACUAGUUCAAGGAAUGUUAGAGAUACUGGUUUCGGAUGAAGAAUUCGCAUGGUCCAAGUCAGCAUCUUCAAGUUUUUCCUUAACUAUUGUUGCGUGGAUAAGCUACUUUCUGAGAUUAAGCUAUAAUAGCGAGAGCAAGGCGUUCAAGGAACUGGACCGGGAGGGAAUUCUCGAGUUUUGUCUAAGGAAACCUACCACUUACACGAAUAAAAUAUUACAACUGAUGACAGAUUUCGAUGACGAAUUAAAAGAAAGU